Messenger RNA from Quercus robur (English oak), 981 nucleotides. RefSeq lists its product as uncharacterized. The coding region runs from base 1 to 981 and encodes 326 amino acids. Lineage: Eukaryota; Viridiplantae; Streptophyta; Magnoliopsida; Fagales; Fagaceae. The transcript has 2 exons. The record is from RefSeq and is a predicted model, not a curated record. Gene Ontology annotation, molecular function: zinc ion binding; nucleic acid binding.
AUGAACAAUUCCUCCGAAGAGGAUGAUGUGGAGAAGGAAGUAGCAUUCCUUGCAAAGAACUUCCGAAAAUUUCUGAAGAUGAAAAACAGUGAGAAGCCUUUCAGCAAAGGAAAGUUUUCAUCCUCCAAGGGCGAUAGGAAGGAGUUUAAGAAGAAAGAUGGAAAGGAGUUUCAAUCCUCUCAAGGAAUUACACUGAAGGAGAAUGUGAUAGUGAAGGGAAUUAUAGGGCAUUUAUGGCGAUUCUUAGUUGAUUCAAAAGAUGUCUUGAGCAAUUUGGUUGAGGAACUUGGUAAUAUUUCUGAAGAUGAGGAAAUUGAAGAAUUCGAAGAUGAAGAUGUAUGCCAAAAUGAAGGGGAGAACAACCUUCAAGAAGCCUAUGAUUCUCUGCUGGAAUAUUGUGGCAAAUACGCCAAAGUUGCUAACCUUGCUGUGAAAAAGAUGAAAAAGAUUGAAGAAGAGCAUAAGGGUAUACUUGUGCAACUUAAGGAAUCAAAGUGUGAAGAAGAAAGACUUAAAGGAGAGUUCUUUGCAACUUACUCUAAGAUCAAGUUUCUCAAACUUGAAAUUAUUCAAGCAAAUGUCAAGGUUGAGCGUAUCUCCACCAAGAAACUUGACAAUGUGCUAUCUUCUCAAAAAUCUUCACAUGAUAAGACCGGUUUGGGUUAUACUGGAGAAGGAAGUUCGAGCAGCGAACCCAAGAAGGAAGUGAAGUUCGUUUCAGCCAAAAAUGUUGAGAAACUUAAAAAAGUGAAGCCUGAGAUUGAGACCCCUGCUGUAGUAAUGAGAACCAUUGGUGCAAAGUCAAAGGAAAAAGAGAAGUCAUUACCCAAAAAUCAAAGGGGGCCUCAAGCAAAGCAUUUGUGUUAUCAUUGUGGCGCACAAGGACACAUAAGGCCAAAUUGUUUCAAGCUUCAUGCACUCAAAAAGGCUGAUUCGAUGCGUGAUCAAGAAACUUCAAGGAGAGGACCAAGGGGAGCAUAA